CCACACCCGCCGACCCUCUCGCGCCCCCCCACAGGCUCUACCCACACGCCUUAUACACGCCACAGCUCGCAGCAAUGUCUGGCAGCGGGGCCAGAGAAGCCGUCUUCCCCACGCGCCAGUCGCUGGGGCUGAUGAAGACGAAGCUCAAGGCCGCACAGCAGGGCCACGACCUGCUGAAGCGCAAGAGCGAAGCCCUGACAAAACGCUUCCGAGAAAUCACACGCCGCAUCGACGAGGCCAAGCGCAAGAUGGGCCGCGUCAUGCAGGUCGCCGCCUUCUCGCUCGCCGAAGUCUCGUACGCCGUCGGCGGCGACAUUGGCUACCAGAUCCAGGAGUCGGCCAAGCAGGCCCGUUUCCGCGUGCGCACCAAGCAGGAGAACGUCUCCGGUGUGUUCCUGCCGCAGUUUGAGAGCUACACCGUCGACGCCAACAACGACUUUGCCCUGACGGGCCUGGGCAAGGGCGGCCAGCAGAUCCAGCGCUGCAGGGAGACGUAUGCGCGCGCCGUCGAGACCCUGGUCGAGCUGGCCAGUCUGCAGACGGCCUUUGUCAUCCUGGACGAGGUCAUCAAGGUCGUCAACCGCCGCGUCAACGCCAUCGAGCACGUCAUCAUCCCCCGCACCGAGAACACGAUCAAGUACAUCAACUCGGAGCUCGACGAGCUGGACCGCGAGGAGUUUUACCGCCUGAAGAAGGUCUCGGCGAAGAAGAAGGGCGACGCCGCCGCCGAGGAGGCCAUACGGCAGGAGAAGAAGGCCGCCGAGGCCGCCAAAGAGGAGGGCCAGCCGCAGAAAGCAGCAGACAAGGCCACCGACAGCAAAGACAUGCUGGGUGACGACGACAACCAGGACGUCAUCUUCUAGCAGUCUAGCGUGGCACAUGACAACAGCGACCGUUUUGCAGAUAUCAUAGACGUGACAACGCGACCGUUUUGCACAUGUCACAGACGUGACAACAGCGACCUUUUGCAGAUAUCACAGACGUGACAACAGCGACCGUUU
Messenger RNA from Didymella exigua CBS 183.55, 1001 nucleotides. RefSeq lists its product as uncharacterized. The transcript is spliced from 6 exons. NCBI's taxonomy places the organism in Eukaryota, Fungi, Ascomycota, Dothideomycetes, Pleosporales, Didymellaceae. Gene Ontology annotation, cellular component: fungal-type vacuole membrane; vacuolar proton-transporting V-type ATPase complex. The record is from RefSeq and is a predicted model, not a curated record. Bases 75 to 863 code for a protein of 262 amino acids. Gene Ontology annotation, molecular function: proton-transporting ATPase activity, rotational mechanism. Gene Ontology annotation, biological process: vacuolar acidification.